AUUCAGUGGGAUUGAUGAAGCUCUUUAAUUAACCGAGUGGCGCCAAUGACAACACCUGCAAAGGAUAGCUGCUAAACGGCUCUCACAUUAGAGCUUCUGGUGUUCCUACAGCAGCAUCUCCCCCCACUUCUUUUUAGCAUACUUCUCUAUCAUUUUGCAAAGUCAGACAAACGGGCUGUUAGGAGAGAGGACGGACGCCCUUCAGCAGCCGCGGACGUGCGCGCACCGCUGGAGGCAGUCGAGCUGCAGACCUGGGAUUGUUAGGAGGAACUCUGGCUGAUGUUAGCGGCGGAGAGGAGACGGGGACGGGGAGUUGGGUGGGCAUGACAUGAGAACCAAGUCUGCACAGAUACCAACAAAUACCCAAAGUAUGUCUGCGGCAGGGGCGAGUCGACGCUCUGAGGGACUUGACACAGGUGAAUGAGAGCACAGCUGCAGCUUCUGCUGUUUUUCCACCUUCUCUUUUUUGUCCUCUCCACGGUGAGAGGAGACCGACACGGCGGCUGUAGCUCACCGUGCCUGCUUCACCCUGCUUCCGUCUGGCAGGCGUCAAGGUGUAGCAGGCAGGAGAGGGACGGAGGAAGAGCCGCUGUUUAACUAUCCCGACCAAACGUUUCUGCGCAGAGUACGCUACGCGACGUGUCCGCAGGCAGACGGAGACACACGGGAGAGGACACUAUGUCAAAGGAGACGAGAGGGAAAGGAUCAUCACGAAAGCACAGCGCCACUCAUUGGUGUCUGCAGAACAUCGCACAGGAAUCAGUUGACAGCUCCGAUGAGGAGUUCUUUGAUGCCAGAGCAGAUGUUAUGGAGGGGAAGAGCGCCAUUCUGCUGGGCAUGAGUCAGUGGAACUCAAAUGACCUGGUGGAGCAGAUUGAAACUCUGGGACACAUGGAGGACCACUCACAUGAGGGUCUCUACCAGCUGGGUGGUCCACGCUGUCCCCCUCAGAGCAGCAUUGAAGGAUUGGAGGACACAGAGAGGAAAUGUAAGACACAUGUGCUUCUGCUGGUGGUGCACGGGGGAAACAUCUUGGACACAGCAGGCGGAGACCCCAGCACAAAGACUGGCGAUGUGGCCACGCUGGCCUCAGUGCUGGAGAAGGUGACACGGGUGCAUUUUCAGGCCGCCACCGAACACGUGAUGAUCAAGCUGGUGCCAUGUCCGGCUGUGUGCGCUGAGGCCUUCUCCCUGGUGUCCAACCUGAACCCAUACAGCUAUGAUGAGAGCUGUGUGUCCAGCAGUGUGGACCACCUGCCCCUGGCUGCUCUCCCCCUCCUUGCUAUUGUCUCACCUCGUUAUCAAGAUGCGGUGGCGACCGUGAUUGCCCGAGCCAACCAGGUCUACCACAGCUUCCUGCAGACAGAGGACGGGCAGGGAUUCACUGGACAGGUAUGCCUGAUGGGCGAUUGUGUGGGAGGAGUGCUGUGCUUUGAUGCUUUGUGCUUCAGCAACCACCAGAGGCCCAGCAGCCCCAACAACAGCAGCAGGAACAACAGCACUGAGAGCCUGAAGGAUAACUCGGGCCUUCUUGGAGAGUCCAGCCCCGGACUGAGUUCUAGCAAGAGGCUGAGUAAGAGCAACAUCGAUAUCUCUGCCCCCAACGAAGGGCAGGGCCAGAGUGGGCCGCCGCUCAGCCGCAAGCAGAGCGACUCAUACGAUGGAGACACCUCUAGCACGGGACAGCACAGCUUUUUCUCCAGUUUGAUGAAGGAGAGCGUGGAGGUGCGGGGCGGCAGUAACACCAGUCUGGUGUUGAACCCAGGACGAUUUGACUUCGAGGUGUCAGACUGCUUCCUGCUGGGCUGUCCGCUCGGCCUCGUGCUGGCCAUGAGACGCACUGUGCUGCCUGCCGUCCAGGUGAGCCAGCUCCAUCCAGCCUGCUCUCAGAUUUUCAACCUGUUUUACCCGUCGGACCCUUCAGCUUCCAGACUGGAACCACUGCUGCAACCUCUCUUCCACAAGUUGCCACCAUUUGCUGUGCCACGCUAUCAGCGCUACCCUCUAGGAGAUGGACGCUCAAUGCUCAUAGUCGAGGGUAUCCAAGGCCAUAGAAACGUGUUUCUGGAAGAUGAACAAACUCCUGGAGGCCCGGCAUCACAGCCAUCCUCUGAGACAAAGACUGAAGGAGGAGGAGGAGGAGACGAGGGAGGUCGUAGAGCCAGUGUGACCAGUGUGGAAAGUGAAGGGUCGAUAUGCUCUAUGGGCCAGCUGGGAAACACCAUCGCUAACAUUUCCAGCAGCUGGUGGGGCACCAAGAGGCUGGAUUAUGCUUUGUACUGCCCUGAUGUGCUGACUGCCUUCCCAACAGUGGCUCUUCCUCACCUUUUUCACGCUUCCUACUGGGAGUCCACUGACGUAGCAGCUUUUGUUCUCCGGCAGCUCAUGCGAUGUGACUGUGUGAAGAUGCAGGAAGCAGACAAUUUGGACUCGGCUCCCUUCUCUCCCUCCAGCCCACGAGAAAAAUGGCUCAGAAGGAGGACACAUGUCAAACUGAGGAACGUCACCGCCAACCACAGAGUGAAUGAUGUUAUUGCCACUGAGGAUGGACCUCAAACUCUGGUUGGCCGCUUCAUGUAUGGCCCCUUGGACAUGGUCACUCUGACUGGUGAAAAGGUGGACAUCCUGCUAAUGACACAACCUCAGUCUGGUCGCUGGGUGCACUUUGACACUGAGGUGACCAACAGCAGCGGGAGAGUCACAUAUACCAUACCCAAGAGCAAGAAGCUCGGGCUUGGAGUCUAUCCAAUUAAAAUGGUGGUCAAGGGGGAUCAAACAAGUGCCGAGGCCUACCUGACUGUGUUGCCACGGGCCAUGGAGUGUGUGGUCUUCAGCAUUGAUGGCUCUUUUGCUGCCAGUGUGUCAAUCAUGGGCAGUGACCCCAAAGUCCGGCCCGGAGCUGUUGAUGUUGUCAGGCAUUGGCAGGACCUGGGAUAUCUGAUCAUUUACAUCACAGGCCGCCCUGAUAUGCAGAAGCAGCGUGUGGUAUCCUGGCUCUCACAGCACAAUUUUCCACAUGGGAUGAUCUUCUUCUCUGAAGGCCUGGUUCAUGACCCCCUGCGGCAAAAGACCAUUUUCCUCAGGAACCUCAUACAGGAGUGUCACAUUAAGAUCAUCUCUGCUUAUGGCUCCAUGAAGGACAUCUCUGUUUACAACAUGCUUGGCCUGAGCCCCUCACAGAUUUAUAUUGUUGGCAGACCUUCAAAGAAAUACCAAAAUCAGUGUCAGUUCCUGAGUGAUGGCUAUGCAGCACACCUCUCCACCCUUCAGUUUGGGCACAGAGCCAGACCCAAGAAAUCCCCUUCGGUUCGUAUGGUCCUAAGAAAAGGCUCAUUUGGCCUCUCAGCGAAGCCUGACUUCCUGUGUAAGCGCACUCACCUACGCAGGACAAUGUCGGUGCAACAGCCUGACCCACCGUGUACACCCAACCCCAAACCUGAGCGGGCCCAAAGCCAGCCAGAGUCUGAUAAGGACCAUGGGGGAGGAGGAGGGGGAGGCGGAGGAGGGGGAGGAGGAGGAGGUGGACAAGUGACAUGGGGACGUGCCUCCAUGCAUCGUGGAGACACCACUCCCUGACGUCAAAAAGAGAUGGAAGGAUUGCAGGAGGACAAAAGAGACAAAGUGGUCUUAGUGUCCAGGGCCAAGUGUCACCUCUACGUGCUGUACAUGUACAUUGGAUCCUCUGCUGGUGUCCCUCACAGCUCAGCUUUACCUCGUGCUUGGCCCUCUACACUUUGUCACCUGUUUUGCAGUUAUUUUGUGACCCGCUCGAUGGAUAACGUCACUUAGUCUUCGUGCCUGAAAUGUGAAGUCGUUGCCGGGGAUGGCAAUGAUUUUUGCACAUGUCUGUGUCAAGCUCAAAUGUGUCUACUUGUAAAAUCAAAAGAAUGUACUUCAGAGAGUAAAUAGACACACAUGCCCCCCCCAUCCCCCCUAAACCCACACACGAUUCAGAGGAUGGAAAAUGUGACGACAGCGAUGACUUUGUUUUGACCUGAGCAACAGAGUUUACCUGACGCUGCACCUGGUCCCAUUCAGACUGCUGUGCUAACAGGUGGUCAUGUUGACUGACUCCUGCGCUUAUCCUACACCCAUGUAAAUACUCAUCGCCGUGUGGGCCUCUGGACACAGAAGCACUGUGACAUUUAGGUUCAGUCUGUACACAAGAUCAGCGAUUUGGGGCCUCGAUAAGCCAACCUCGCCAAACACCAGUCUCUGCUCCCAUUUCACUCCCACUGCUAGAUCUUUUCAUCAUGUUGUGGCUGGCUUACUACUCCCACCUCCUUUCUUCUUUUCCCCAACCAGUCAGGCAGAACAUGCCUUUCGACAGCCGCCUCAGACCAGAGUCUGCGGCACCUGUAGUGUUGUGGUGUGUGCGGCUCGACCCCUGAGGUUGCAUUUGCACUAUUGAAGAACACCACUCUUGGUCCUCAAUUUAGCUGUGGUACUCACUUCAGAGAGAGUUGUAUUUAUAUUUAAUUGCAUUUGUAGUUUUUGUUUUCCCUGUAGAUUGUGUCGCUGCCUGUUUGUUUCUGUAACCACUAAAGGAUUAAACACAAAUGGUUUGUAGGCAAAGUUGACCUAAAAUGCUUACAGAUUGAUAGACUCGGUUGUAAUAAGGUAUCUGAACUCAUUUAUCAAUGUAUUUAAAAUGACAGUGCGUAAUUCUCAUUAUUGGCAACAUUAGUUUGUCGCUUGGUACUUGCAGUAGCUUGCAGGAUAAUGGACAGUGGACUCCAGUCCAUUUGAAUUUCCACCAUAAUGCCCCUGCAUCCGUUUCCUACAGCUGCACUGGAACCAAUAGAUUUGUGAUGAAACCUGAUGCUGUCAUGUGCACUUGAGGUUGAAUUGAGACUUACUGUGGCCAUGUUUAAAACUCUGUGCAAGUCAAACAUAUUUUUCUAUGAGGAAAUAUUGUAAAAAGAAAUAUUUUCAAUAUAUGUUUUUGAACUUUUUGUUGUUGGACUUGUUAAAUGGUUGAUUUUUGCCUUAAAUUGUUUUUUAUGUUGAGUAGAGAUACAUAAAGAUUAGAUUUGUUUGACCAAAGUGUUACUGUUCAUGACAACGUACAUUUUAUCAAGUUGAUAUUUUGUUUUGACAAGUUUGACAUGCUGUAUAUUUGUGUGUGCAUGUGUGAGUGUCUGCAGUAGGUAUUUGUUGUAGAGUUGUGUUUACUGAAGAACGUGAAGGUGGAAUCAGAGGACGCAGGGAGGCCAGUGUUAACAUAACCUGCAAUGUUCUCACUGAAGCUCACUACCGCCGGCUUUUCAGAACUGAGUGUGUAUUUUUAUAGGUUUGGAUUGAGGUAGUGUGUCAGAGGAUUACUUAGCUGAGGUUUUUUUUUACCUGUUAUAAAAGAAAAAGAGCUUUUCUGUACUUAGGGUGUCUUGGUUAAACUAAAAACCUGCAUAGCAGAGCAGCACGUUCAGGCCACAGGGGAGCUGUCUUUGACUUGUUUUUCCUGCCUAGGUGGUCCAGUAAUUAGCUAUUUGAUUAGUACUAAGUAUGUAUGAUUCCCUGUAGUGCCGCCCAUGUAAUUUCAGUGCACCAAUUAGCAUUACUUGGUAAUUGUAUAAUAUUGUAGAAACGAUACUGAAAAACCUAACUUGAUUUUGUUUUGCAUUUAGAUUGUUAAUACUGAAACAUUGUUAUGAGAGCAAUGGAACAAUCAUUCCCAUCAAUGUAUACACAAAAAUCUGAAAAGUCUGUAUAACACAUAGUGAUAUUUUUCUGCCAUGAUGAUACUCUGGAGAAAUCAAAUAUUUAUGCUGGGCAGCAACAAUGUUAGUAAAUGGCAAAUAAUGAUCUAAUGGUUAAAUGGUGAUUGUUCAGUGCAUGUUAAUUGUUUGAUAUUAUUAAAUACAACUGUCAUGUUUGUGGUUCUCUUAACCAAUGAUGGAGUAGUCAUUUGUAAAUAAAUGGUGAAUAAUAAUUAAUGAGUGUAAAUUUAACCACCACAUCUUCAGUAAAAUCAAAAUCAGUGCUUAAAUUUAUGAUAAAUAAAGAUAAGAACUGUAAAUAAGGUUAGACAUUGUGAACAAAAAUUGUGAGGUUAACUCUUAUUUUUACCUCAGACUUUCACUCAUUUAGUGAGAUUAAUGGAAACUGACAAAUCAUAUAAGUUAAUUUUAUUCUUUGAUACUAAAUACACAAAUAUGAUAUCAGUUUUUUUUUUUUUGUUUUUUUGGUGUGUGUGUGGGGGGGGUGGUUAGAUGUUACACAAUUGUCUUCAAAACAUAUGAUCAGCUUCUCUUUAAGUACUAAUUCAUGUUAUCAAAUUGUUAGUAUUCACCAAAUCAUGACUUAACUAUUGGGUGCUGACCUAAUUUGCCAUUUAUUAACAGUUCUUAUGAUUUAAAAAGUAAGCUUGUGAGUUAAUUAACAUGGUGUGACAGCUUCUUUCGAAGAUUUUAUUUAUUUUUGUGCAUUCAUUCUUGGUCUUAUGAGUAUUUGAUAAUGGCUUUUUGACUACUGAGGAAAAAAUACCUGGUUUCACUGCUACAAAGUUUGUUUUGUACAGAUCUCCUGUGAUGAUGAUGAACAUGUUAUUGUGUUUAUUGGAUUCAGUCCGUCUUUCAUUAUUGCAUAAAUAAAGAUAUUUGGCAGUUGAAGAGUA
Scatophagus argus is the source of this 6616-nucleotide messenger RNA. RefSeq names its product PITPNM family member 3 (gene pitpnm3). Gene Ontology annotation, cellular component: cytoplasm. The record is from RefSeq and is a predicted model, not a curated record. Bases 679 to 3576 code for a protein of 965 amino acids. Gene Ontology annotation, biological process: phospholipid transport. Gene Ontology annotation, molecular function: phosphatidylcholine intramembrane carrier activity; phosphatidylcholine binding; phosphatidylinositol binding. The transcript has 20 exons. NCBI's taxonomy places the organism in Eukaryota, Metazoa, Chordata, Actinopteri, Scatophagidae.